Molecule: messenger RNA, 2614 nt
Organism: Camellia sinensis
Lineage: Eukaryota; Viridiplantae; Streptophyta; Magnoliopsida; Ericales; Theaceae
Product: protein NRT1/ PTR FAMILY 4.4
Biological process (GO): transmembrane transport
Cellular component (GO): membrane
Molecular function (GO): transmembrane transporter activity
Source: RefSeq, a predicted model, not a curated record
AGGGGCCCGAAUGAAUACUGAUGGAGCUGAAUUUUGUGCUUUUGUGGGCCAGCCAGGCCACUCACUAGUGCAGAAGAAGAAGAAGAAGAAGAGUGGACUCGCCAAGGAUGGAAAGAUGGGCUGACGAUGGCAAGUAAAUGAGGGACUGACAUUAUAAAUAUGAGGCAAAUCCACUUGUGACCUUUAUCUCAGAAUCAACAAAGAAGCCUUUGGGAAGAUCUUGUCUUCAGACAAAGCUUUUGGUUUUCCAUAUAUAUACAUAUAGUGUAUAAUUAAGUGUCUUUUGAACCUGUCAAGAAAACAGCAAGCAAAUACUAUUUCUUUUGAUAAAAACAGAAGAAGAUGAUGGAUAGGGUAGGGACAGGAAAGAAACUUGAGGGAGAAACUGUGUCUGGUUGUGUACGAGUACUGGAGGAGAAGGAGGAGGAGGAGGAAGAGGAGAUCUCCGUUGAUUGGAGAGGCAGACCUUGCAAACCUAACAGCCAUGGUGGGAUGACUGCUGCUGCUUUUGUUCUCGGACUUCAAGCAUUUGAGAUGAUGGCAAUUGCUGCAGUGGGAAACAAUCUAAUAACCUAUGUCUUCAAUGAUAUGCACUUUCCUUUGUCAAAGUCGGCAAACGUAGUAACAAACUUCAUCGGAACUGUCUUUCUCCUCUCCCUCCUUGGUGGCUUCCUCUCUGAUUCUUAUCUUGGGAGCUUCUGGACCAUGUUGAUCUUUGGCUUUGUGGAACUUACAGGUUUUAUUUUACUAUCUGUACAAGCCCAUCUCCCACAACUAAGGCCUCCCCAAUGCAACAUGGUCGGAGGAGGGUGCGUGGAAGCAAAGGGUUACAAGGCUAGUAUAUUUUAUGUGGCACUUUACCUGGUGGCUUUAGGAAGUGGGUGUCUAAAGCCAAACAUAAUCUCUCACGGAGCCGAUCAAUUCCAAAAGAAAGACUCCAAGAAACUCUCUUCUUACUUCAAUUGUGCCUACUUUGCCUUCUGCAUGGGCGAGCUUGUCGCACUCACCCUUCUUGUUUGGGUACAAACACAUUCUGGAAUGGAUGUUGGCUUUGGAGUCUCUGCAGCAGCCAUGACUAUGGGCUUGAUCAGCUUAAUUUCUGGUACACUUGUUUACAGGAAUAAACCACCUCGUGGAAGUAUCUUCACACCCAUUGCCCAAGUUUUUGUAGCUGCAAUUACAAAGAGAAAGCAGAUCUGUCCCUCGAGUCCAGAGAUGCUUCAUGGAAGCCAAAACAUAGAUCGUGGUUGCGUUUCUGAUACCUCACCUAACCUCAUCAAUCUGCUUCACACAAAAAAGUUCAGGUUCCUUGACAAGGCCUGCAUCAAAAGUGAAGAUGGAAGAGGAGGAGGGAGGAGUGAUGAAAGCCCAUGGAGGCUUUGCACGGUGAGCCAAGUGGAGCAAGUGAAGAUAAUCAUGUCAGUGAUUCCCAUAUUUGGGUGCACCAUAAUUUUCAACACCAUUUUAGCACAACUUCAAACAUUCUCUGUUCAACAAGGAAGCACCAUGAACACGCAGCUCAGUCUCAGUUGGCUCACAAACAAGUUCCAAAUCCAAAUCCAAAUCCCACCAGCAUCUCUUCAAUCCAUCCCUUACAUCAUGCUCAUAUUUGUAGUCCCUCUUUAUGAGACCGCUUUCGUACCCAUAGCAAGAAAAAUCACUCGAAGGGACUCUGGAAUUUCACCUCUUCAAAGGGUUGGAGUAGGUCUCUUCAUUGCAACAUUUUCAAUGGUUUCAGCUGCAAUUAUAGAGAACAAGAGAAGGAAGUCUGCUUUGAAUUAUUCAUCGAACAACAAAACAAAUCUCAUCUCCAUCUUUUGGAUUGCGCCGCAGUUUCUUAUCUUUGGCCUAUCAGAGAUGUUCACUGCAGUUGGCCUAAUUGAGUUCUUCUAUAAGCAGUCAUUGGAAGGAGGAAUGCAAUCCUUUUUGACAGCCAUGACUUACUGCUCCUACUCUUUUGGCUUCUAUUUGAGCUCCCUCUUAGUUUCACUUGUCAACAAAAUCACCUCUUCAAGCACCUCUUCUGGCCAUGGUGGAUGGCUCAGUCACAAUGACCUCAAUCAAGAUAGGCUAGACCUUUUCUACUGGUUGCUAGCUCUUCUCAGCCUCAUCAACUUCUUCAACUAUCUUUUCUGGUCCACAUGGUUUUCUUACAACAACACAUUUUCCUCCUCUGGGCCUUCUCCAACAACACAUCAUGAUGCAAUUAGUUCCCCUCAAGAAGAAGAAGAACAAAAACAAGACUUGGAAAACCACAGCUUCAACUCUUCAAAGCAUAUUGAAGCUAAUAACACUACUAUACCCUGCCUUAAAUUAUCUCCCUAAUGUUUUCCUUCACCUUAAUUUCUUUUUGACUUCUGUAUUAAAAAAAAAAUCAAAAAAAAAAUAAUAGCAUGAUUAUUAGUAUUAUUAUGGUAGACUUAGACCCACUAGUGUGCACCUGCAACAACAGCUUACAUUGAUGAUCACAUUAUCUAUCAAAAGUUGUUUAUCAUCUCAUCUCAUCUCAUCUAAUGUGUCACUACUAUAUUAGUUUAAAUGAGUCCUAUCUGAUCACAGAUAUCUUGUAAUCAAUCAAUGUGAUAUGGAAAUGUGGUCAUUAUGACAUUAUUAA